AUGGAGAAGUAUUUGGUAUACCGACUUCUCGUUUAUCGCUACUCGUUGCUUGGUCCGUGGAACGCUAUCUCCUUACUUGUUCCGACCCUCCUCUUAGGCGUAAACGUCUUCUGCCUGAUUUUCCGACCGUCUACCCGUCUCUCCCGCUCCGGAAACCUGGCUCUCCUUAACAUGCUUCCCCUGUUCUCUGGACCCUGCCUGGACUUUACCGUAGAUAUACUCGCCGUACCUUAUCGAUAUUAUGCGGUGUUCUACAGGUGGCAGGGUCGCGUUGCGACAAUGCUUCUCGUAGGCCACAUUAUUAGCGCCAUGGAAGACGACAAGUUCUCGGGCUCCAUCGCCAUGGUGGCAGCGGCAAUAAUGACCUUUCUCCCCUUGUUCCGACGCCGUAUCUACGAGCUGUGUCUGAGAACCCACCAAGCGCUCUCUUGCCUGGCAGCGGUGGGGCUCGCGUUCCAUCUGCAGUCGAUGACCGAUCGUUCCUGGCUAUGGCUGUACGUCUAUCUUGCCGUGACGGCGCUGACGACCUUUUCACAAGUGGGCCUGAUGGCAUUUCGUAACAAGAUGAUGGGACGAACGUUUGGCAGAGCCUACAUCAAUCACGAUGCCGGGGCCGUGCGCGUCUCGAUUCAGCUGCCGAGGCCACUUGCGUUCGAGGCGGGCCAGUAUCUGCUGUUGUGGAUGCCGAGGGUCCGCCUGUUGGAGAGCCACCCCUUCGUCGUGACCUCGUGGGCCGAGGCGGAACAGGGCAUCGUCGACCUCUUUAUCGAACCGCGAAGAGGAUUCAUAUCUAGCCUUGUUCGGUAUUCUCAUGAGUAUGCCGUGCCACGACUGGCCUUUCUUUCCGGCCCGCACGGAGUAAGCGUGCCGGUGUGGGAUUAUGAGGCGGUGCUUAUGGUGGCCACGGGCUACGGAAUCGUAGCUCAGGCCCCGUACCUGAAGAAGCUGGUUUAUGGAUAUAACUACAGUAGAGGUCGUACGCGGCAGAUCUAUCUUAUCUGGCAGGUAGCCAAUCUUGAUAUCGUGCACGCGGCUGAGUCCAUCCUGAAUUCCAUACUGAAUGACGAUACGCUAGACAACGGCUACGUAUGUGCAUCGUAG
This is a messenger RNA of Colletotrichum phormii, 1101 nucleotides long. RefSeq lists its product as uncharacterized. Bases 1 to 1101 code for a protein of 366 amino acids. The record is from RefSeq and is a predicted model, not a curated record. Gene Ontology annotation, biological process: intracellular iron ion homeostasis; iron ion transport; copper ion import. The transcript has 3 exons. Gene Ontology annotation, cellular component: plasma membrane. Lineage: Eukaryota; Fungi; Ascomycota; Sordariomycetes; Glomerellales; Glomerellaceae. Gene Ontology annotation, molecular function: ferric-chelate reductase activity.